Messenger RNA from Cucurbitaria berberidis CBS 394.84, 2186 nucleotides. Its product is annotated as MFS general substrate transporter. The record is from RefSeq and is a predicted model, not a curated record. Lineage: Eukaryota; Fungi; Ascomycota; Dothideomycetes; Pleosporales; Cucurbitariaceae. The transcript has 2 exons. Gene Ontology annotation, biological process: transmembrane transport. Gene Ontology annotation, molecular function: transmembrane transporter activity. Bases 123 to 1955 code for a protein of 610 amino acids.
GUGACGUUCAUUGAUGAUCAGCAUCCUUUCAGCAUCCUUAUCCGCCCUUCCCCGCGGGUCAGCUUUGGAGAACACUCCGUGUUGCCUUCUUUAAUCCAUUCGAGCGCAUCGCUUCUGCCAACAUGGCGUCUGCGGUAGAACCCAAGCCCGACAUUCACGAUGCGAACACCGUUCGCAACAACGAGGCUGUCAACGCGGAAAAGAAAGACGCCUCUACCUCCGACAACGAUACACACCACGCUGAGGACCCCUCGGGCCUUGCAACGAGCGAGGACGAUAGAAAACACUAUGAGAAGUACGGCACCUACGACCGCUACGAAAUCACCGAAGAAGACUGCUACGACGAGCUCGGCUUUUCUUUCCCGACAUGGAAGAAGUGGUCGAUUCUCGGUGUCAUCUUCCUAGUGCAAGUCAGCAUGAACUUCAACACCUCGCUAUACAGCAAUGCCGUUACCGGGAUAUCGCACGAGUUCGGUGUCAGCGCACAGGCUGCGCGUGUCGGUGCAGCCAUCUUUUUGAUCACGUACGCGUUUGGAUGCGAGCUGUGGGCGCCCUGGAGCGAAGAGCUCGGCAGGUGGCCCAUCCUCCAGCUCAGUAUGUUCUUUGUGAAUAUUUGGCAGAUCCCUGUGGGCAUUGCGCCCAACUUUGCGACAAUCAUCGUGUGUCGCGCUCUUGGUGGUAUUUCCACAGCCGGUGGUUCAGUCACUCUUGCGAUUGUGGCUGACCUUUUCGAGCCGGAUAAUCAGCAAUACGCCGUGGCAUUUAUCGUGUUCUCAUCAGUUGGUGGUUCCAUAUUCGGUCCCAUCGUCGGUGGCUUUGUUGAACAAUUCCUAGCCUGGCGAUGGAACAUCUGGAUCCAGCUCAUCUUCGGCUGCGCCGUCCAGCUCGCCCACAUCAUCCUCGUUCCCGAAACCCGCACAACUGUCAUGAUGGACCGCAUUGCCAAGAAGCGACGCACCGCAGGGGACAAGGACGGCAAACCUGUCAACAUCUGGGGCCCGAACGAACUCAAGACCUUCAAAGAGCGAUUCAGUGCGCGUGAGAUCAUGAUCACCUGGACCCGACCCUUCCGCAUGUUCCUCACUGAGCCCAUCGUGCUUGUCUUGUCUCUACUCUCUGGAUUCUCAGAUGCUAUCAUCUUCAUGUUCCUUCAGUCGUAUGCGCUUGUAUACAAACAGUGGGAUUUCGCAGCAUUUUCGAUUGGUCUAGCGUUCAUCCCCAUCGGCAUCGGAUACCUCCUGGCUUGGUUCUCGUUCUUUCCAGCAAUCAAGCGCAACUAUCGGCUUCGACGUGAACGCCCUGGCGACGAGCAGGCGAACUAUGAGGCGCGACUUUGGUGGCUGCUGUUCACUGCGCCGUGCCUGCCUAUUGGGCUGAUUAUUUUCGCAUGGACCUCGACUGGCCCACCAAUUCACUGGAUGGGCUCGCUAGUUGGAUCUGCGAUUAUUGGUAUUGCCAACUACGCUAUUUAUAUGGCUACCAUCGACUACAUGAUCUGCGCGUACGGUCCAUACUCCGCAUCAGCAACUGGUGGCAAUGGAUGGGCCCGAGAUUUCCUUGCCGGUGUGCUAACCCUGCCGGCUACGCCCUUCUACCAAAAUAUCGGCGGCAGUGGCGGCAAGUUUCAUCUCGCAUAUGCUUCGACGAUUCUAUUCGCUAUCUCACUACUGCUAGUCGUUUCCGUAUACGUCAUCUACUGGAAGGGUCCUGAGUUGAGGAAGAGGAGUCCAUUUGCGCAGCAGCUAAAUACUGCCCGUGAAGAGACUGGUGGUCGAAGAGUCAGCAGCCUACCCGGCCUGUACGGUUCCAGGGCAAACUCGCUUGUGGGUGACGGUUCCGUGCCUGGUACGAGAAGGGGAAGUGUAAUUCGUGGUCAGUCUUACCAAGGCUCACAAGGCGCACCACCGGCAGUCAGGGAAAGGUUGCCGCGAGGAAACAGCGCAGCAAGGGUCUAAUGUGCACUAAAGUGAGAAAGACUGCGGUUGGAUUUGGGUAGCAUUUAGCUCUAAGAGAGCAACGUAGCAUCGAACUAAACAUUCGCUACAAUCUAACUUUGCAUUUCUCCUUGUGACUGUAAAGCCAUGUGCGUAAUUCACUUUUCAUAUUGAUAGAUGAUUUUCUUUAUCCCAGUGCGAAAAUGUCUUUACCUAAGAAUACAGCUAGAGGAACAUAGUAUCAAUUCACGC